UGCACUGAGUGUGGCAGAGGCGGCGGGGCGGGAACGCUCUCAGGGAGACGGACAGACGGACAGACAGAAGGACGGACCCGGCCGGCCAGGACGGCAGCGGACUCGGGGCUGCUAGUGUAUUCGUCUUCCCAUCUUCUUACCGACUGCCUGGCGCCCGCGCUGGAGACUCCCGCGCUGGUGUUUUGGGGAGCACCUGGAGAGCCCCUUCUCCCGCCGCCUCCCGGAGGAGAACCUCGGCAGUCCGAGCGCUGCUGACACUACGGAGAGCGGCGCUUACCCACGCGGGGACACCGGCGAGCUCCUGCAUCGCCCAGCAACUUUCCCGGCCAGGAGGACCGGGAACAAGUGGCCCGGAGCGAACUUUUGCAAACCUUUUCUGCACCGUCGGCUGCCGCGGCGGCGGCGGUGAAAAAAAGGCAGCGGAGACAGAGGAGGAACCUGCUCUCAGCCGCGCUCGCACCGGCGGCUGAACUUGGCCAAGCGCUCCCCGCGGCCGUGCGUCCCCCUCCCCCUCGCAGCGGAGGAGGGGAAAGUCGUGUGAGUCGCAGCGGAGCCCGAUCGCGGGCUCCCACCAAGAACUGUGCAGAGUGCUCCGCUCCUCCCGAGAGCCGCUGUCGCCGGGGCCCCGAGGAAGCGCUGCGCUCCGGGAGCGCGCCGUGAGUGACCUCGACUCUCCGAAGCCGGGCAGACGGGGAACGGACCUGAAGGGGGUGCCGGAGGCGUCUCAUCUCUGUGCUCCCGGGAGCUAGCUGGGGAGGAGGGCGGCGCGGAAGAACAGCCGGGAGCGCGCGCUCCAACAGAAACUUUCCUUGCCAAAAGCGGCGACGCGCGGGUGUUCCACGCUUCCCAGCGCACUGUUGCGGCCCCGAAACUUGAGCGUGCAGCCCAGGCUAACCCCUCGUGAAGUGACGGGCUGUUCUAUGACUGCAAAGAUGGAAACGACCUUCUACGACGAUGCCCUCAACGCCUCGUUUCUCCAGUCCGAGAGCGGCGCCUACGGCUACAGUAACCCCAAGAUCCUGAAGCAGAGCAUGACCCUGAACCUGGCCGACCCGGUGGGCAGUCUGAAGCCGCACCUCCGCGCCAAGAACUCGGACCUCCUCACCUCGCCCGACGUGGGGCUGCUCAAGCUGGCGUCGCCCGAGCUGGAGCGCCUGAUCAUCCAGUCCAGUAACGGGCACAUCACCACCACGCCGACCCCCACCCAGUUCCUGUGCCCCAAGAACGUGACCGACGAGCAGGAGGGCUUCGCCGAGGGCUUCGUGCGUGCCCUGGCCGAACUGCACAGCCAGAACACGCUGCCCAGCGUCACGUCGGCGGCACAGCCGGUCAGCGGGGCGGGCAUGGUGGCCCCCGCGGUGGCCUCGGUGGCGGGCGGCGGCAGCAGCAGCGGCUUCAGCGCCAGCCUGCACAGCGAGCCUCCGGUCUACGCCAACCUCAGCAACUUCAACCCCGGCGCGCUGAGCAGCGGUGGCGGGGCGCCCUCCUACAGCGCGGCCGGCCUGGCCUUUCCCGCGCAGCCCCAGCAGCAGCCGCCGCCGCAGCCGCCGCACCACCUGCCCCAGCAGAUCCCGGUACAGCACCCGCGGCUGCAAGCCCUGAAGGAAGAGCCCCAGACGGUGCCUGAGAUGCCCGGAGAGACGCCGCCCCUGUCCCCUAUCGACAUGGAAUCGCAAGAGCGGAUCAAAGCGGAGAGGAAGCGCAUGAGGAACCGCAUCGCUGCCUCCAAGUGCCGGAAAAGGAAGCUGGAGAGGAUCGCCCGGCUGGAGGAAAAAGUGAAAACCUUGAAAGCGCAAAACUCGGAGCUGGCGUCUACAGCCAACAUGCUCAGGGAACAGGUGGCACAGCUUAAACAGAAAGUCAUGAACCACGUUAACAGUGGGUGCCAACUCAUGCUAACGCAGCAGUUGCAAACGUUUUGAGAAGAGACUGUCAGGGCUGAGGGGAACGGAGGAAAAAAAAAAAAAAACACCACAGAGACAGACUUGAGAAUUUGACAGGUUGCAACGGAGAGAAAAAAGAAGUGUCCGAGGACUGAAGCCAAGGGUAUACACGUUGGACUGGGUUGCGUCCUGACGGCGCCCCCAGUGUGCACGAGUGGGAAGGACUUGGCGCGCCUUACCUUGGCGUAGAGCCAGGAAGCGGCGGCCUGUGGGCUGCCCGGCUUUUCGAACGGGCUGUCCCCGCGCAAACAGAACAUAGACUUUUCGUUAACAUUGACCAAGAACUGCAUGGACCUAACAUUCGAUCUUAUUCAGUAUUAAAGGGGGGGGGCGGGAGGGUUACAAACUGCAAUAGAGACUGUAGAUUGCUUCUGUAGUACUCCUUAAGAACACAAAGGGGGGAGGGUUAGGGAGGGGAGGGAGGCUUGUAAGGGCGAGGCCGAGCCUGCAGAUGAACUCCUGGCCUGCCUCCCUCAACUGUGUAUGUACAUAUAUAUAUUUUUUAAUUUGAUGAAAGCUGAUUACUGUCAAUAAACAGCUCCCUGCCUUUGUAAGUUAUUUCAUGUUUGUUUGUUUGGGUAUCUUACCCAGUGUUUGUAAAUAAGAGAUUUGGAGCACUCUGAGUUUACCAUUUGUAAUAAAGUAUAUAAUUUUUUUA
Nannospalax galili (Upper Galilee mountains blind mole rat) is the source of this 2601-nucleotide messenger RNA. RefSeq names its product Jun proto-oncogene, AP-1 transcription factor subunit (gene Jun). The transcript has a single exon. Bases 921 to 1922 code for a protein of 333 amino acids. Gene Ontology annotation, biological process: regulation of transcription by RNA polymerase II; regulation of cell cycle; regulation of cell population proliferation. The record is from RefSeq and is a predicted model, not a curated record. Gene Ontology annotation, molecular function: RNA polymerase II cis-regulatory region sequence-specific DNA binding; transcription factor binding; DNA-binding transcription factor activity, RNA polymerase II-specific. Gene Ontology annotation, cellular component: transcription regulator complex. NCBI's taxonomy places the organism in Eukaryota, Metazoa, Chordata, Mammalia, Rodentia, Spalacidae.